UCCCAGGAAGCCAGCACUUGUGCGAGGAUAGGAGUGGUGUGGGCCGGGGGCACCCAGUGCCGUCUCCUCAGAGCAGCUCAGACUGACUCCCCAGCCAGGACCUGCAGACCCUCAGCUCCCUGGCGUCUCAGCUUGGCCCUGGGCUCAGACGGACAGAGGAAGUGGAACUGGUGUUAGCAACACCAGUGGGACCUUUCCCUGGCAGAGCCAGGGCCCUGGGACAGACCGAGCCACGCUCCCUGCCCAGCCGGGACAGGAGCCAUGCAGGAGAAUAACUUCUUCCUGUCGGCUUUGCAGCCGGAGGCCGGCGUGUGCUCCCUGGCACUGCCCUCGGACCAGCAGCUGGACAGGAAGAGCAAGGAGGCGCCCGACGCGGAGCUGCUGAAGAGCGCCCGGGUGCAGGAGCAAGUCCGCAUGAGGAUGCUGCAGAAGAGCGGCUCUGUUCCCAGGACCAACGGACCUAGGCUUGACUACGUCGAGGUCAAAGGUGGCAGCUCCUCCCAGGGCCAGUACAGCAACACCCUGCAGAAGUCCUUCAGCUCCAGAUCCCAGACCAAUGGUUUAGACCCCAAGGGCACUCUAUACCAGCCACCAGCCAAGAAUGAGUACAGCACCACCAAGUCCAUUGGCUGGUCCUCCCGGUCAGCUGUGGACCUCACACCUCACAAGAGGAUGGCUACCAUCAGCAACGGGGGCGUGCCCCAGGGCCCAGCCUACGGUAUGAGCUACACUCUCUCGCAGGCCGCCAGCACCUCCGCGCGGCCCAAUUCCUUCCACGAGCGGAACUACCAAGCCCGGCCGAACUUCGACACCAUGUCAUUGCGGUCGCUGCGCCUGGCAGAUGGGCUGGGCAGCCCUGCAGGCAUGGAUGACCGCUACAGCAUGAUCUCGGAGCAGCUGAGCCCGGAUGCCCUCUAUAGACGCAGAAACAAUGGCAACUUCACCAGAGCCUACACCUUCGAGAGGCAGAUGAGUGCUGGCUCCAACACUGGGAUGAAGGGGCCAGGCGACUGGAUGGACAGCGUGGAGGUGCCUCAGAACCGGACCAUCCGUGCGCCCGCCAUGCGCACGCUUCAGCGCUUCCAGAGCAACAACCGCUCCCGCCUGAGCACUGGCUCCUUCAGCAGCCUCCCGGCCUCCCAGCCGGGCGUGGGGAGCUCCUACGCGGGCAUGAUUGAGCGCAGCGCCCGGGCCCCCUCUGUGCGUAGCCUGGCUGAGUCCAACCACCACCUGCAGGACCUGCGCGCCAUCGACAUGUACAACGGACACAACACGCUGACGACCCAGCUCUCCUACUCCGGCGGGUUUGACGACAUUGACCUGCCGUCAGCAGUGAAGUACCUGAUGGCCAGUGACCCCAACCUGCAGGUGCUGGGAGCCGCCUACAUCCAGCACAGGUGCUACAGCGACAGCGACGCCAAGAAGCAGGCUCGCAGCCUCCAAGCCGUGCCCAAGCUGGUGAAGCUUUUCAACCACCCCAACCAGGAGCUGCAGCGCCAUGCCACCGGCGCCAUGCGCAACCUCAUCUAUGACAAUGCCGAGAACAAGCUGGCGCUGGUGGAGGAGAAUGGCAUCUACGAGCUGAUGAGGACGCUGCGUGCGCAGGACGACGAGCUGCGCAAGAACGUCACGGGGAUCCUGUGGAAUCUCUCCUCCAGCGACACCCUAAAGGACCGGCUGGCUCGGGACACCCUGGAGCAUCUCACCGACCUGAUCCUGACCCCGCUCUCCGGCACGGGCAGCGCUGCCAUCAUCCAGCAGAACGCCUCAGAAGCAGAGAUCUUCUACAACUCCACCGGCCUCCUCAGGAACCUCAGCUCCGCCAGCCAGCAGACCCGGCAGAAGAUGCGCGAAUGCCACGGGCUGGUGGACUCCAUGAUCAAUUACAUCAACAGCGCUCUGGAGGUGGGGAAGUCAGAGGACAAGAGCGUGGAGAACGCCGUGUGCGUGCUGCGGAACCUCUCCUACCGCCUGUACGAUGAGAUGCCCCCGUCCUCGCUGCAGCGGCUGGAGGGGCACCGGCGGGACGGCACCGCUGGGACGGGGGAGCUGGUGGGCUGCUUCAGCCCCCAGGGCAGGCGAGUGCGAGAGCACCACAUGAACACAGACAUGGUGACCUUCACGGAGGUCUCCAAGGACCCCAAAGGGAUGGAGUGGCUCUGGAACCCGCAGAUCGUGGGCAUCUACAACCGGCUGCUGCAGCGGUGCGAGCUGAACAAACACACCACGGAGGCGGCCUCGGGGGCGCUGCAGAACAUCACCGCCGGAGACCGGAGGUGGGCUGGCGUGCUGAGCAGGGUGGCUUUGGAGCAGGAGCGGAUCCUGAACCCCGUGCUGGACCGAGUCCGCACGGCUGACCACCACCAGCUGCGCUCCCUGACGGGGCUGAUCCGCAAUCUGUCCCGCAACGCGCGCAACAAGGACGAGAUGUCGACCAAGGUGGUGAGCCACCUGAUUGAGAAGCUCCCCGGGGGCCUCGGCGACAAGGAGCCCCCGACCGACGUCAUCGUGAACAUCAUCGCUGUGCUGAACAACCUGGUGGUGGAGAGCCCCAUCGCCGCCCGCGACAUCGUCUACUUCGACGGCCUCCGGAAGCUCUUCUACAUCAAGAAGAAAAGGGACAGCUCGGACAGCGAGAAGUCCUCCAGAGCUGCUUCCAGCCUGCUGGCCAACAUGUGGCAAUACACCAAGCUGCACCGGGACUACAAGAUGAAGGGCUACCGGAAGGAGGAUUUCCUAGCUCUGUAGGACGAACAUCCCCGAGCGGCAGAGACGGGACUGACCAGCCCUAGCUCUCCCGAUGAAAAUUGUCCUCACAGCAGUACAGACUGUGGCUCUGCCCCAGGAAUCCCCCCUUGCUGCAGCUCCCAUUCUCCUCCAUCUAGACCAGUAGCAGCUUGGCUGGCCGGCCUCAUUUUUGCAUUCAUUACAGCUUCUUCUUCAAGCAUAUUGGGAGCCUCUCCUCCCCUGGUGACAUCGGCGCAGCCUUCGCUCCAGCAGCACUGCUCUGGGUAUGCCCCAAGGAGCAGACAAAGGACUCCGCUUGGCAGGCCAUUGGUCCUGCUUAGAGCAGGGGGUUGGACUAGAUGGCCUCCUGAGGUCCCUUCCAACCCCGAGAUUCUAGGAUUCUAUGGCACAGGAGUCCUGCCAGCACCUGUAAGGACACGAAGGGAGCUUUGCAAGGUCUUCUUGGACCUCUGGAUUACUCCUAACGCAGUAUGUCUCUAUGAUUAUUAUUCCCCGCGCACACCCACCUCCCCAUGGACUUGUAUUUUUUAAAUUAAGGAGGAUCUCAGCUCUGUCCUGGGGUCUGUGGGAUUUAAAGGGGAAGGUGUUUACACAGUGAGACAAUGGUGUCAGGAGCCCCUGGCUUCCUGGGGCUAGUGGGGCCAUACUUGUUUAGUUGUGAUGGGUUUCUGGGGCUUGUAUCCUGCUCACAAUGUAUUAGGAAGCGGGGGGGGCGGGGCAUGGUUAUGUUGUGGGCUUGUGGACCUGGGUUGAACAGAAUAUGGCAAAACAAACACAGGUCCGAGCUUUCAGAGCUACCCAGGAGCGUUAUUCACCUGACUUCUUUAGCGCUAGUUUCCCUUCACACCAGGGGCCCAACUGCAGCCAGACCCUCAUCCCAGCGACGCUUCCCCUCUGGUGCCUGUCAGAGGGUGAGCUGGCCGGCCCUAUGCCAAUCAGAGGGCAGCCCCCUCCCUAAAGCCGCUUCUGGGGGCGGGAGCGGUCGUUCUCAGCGCAGCGACACUUCUUCCACUCCCUGUGCAGGUAAGCGUGUGCUCUGCUCACAAGCGGGAAUGCCUGGUAUGUGCUGACCCUGACCCUGGCCUUGUCACGCCCCAGCACGUGUGCCUUUUGCAGGGCCACAGCUCUCGGAGAGACCUGGUCUCAUUAACUGAGUUGCUAAAGGGUCGUUUGCGUGUGGUGUAUUAAAAUCCGACUGAAGAGACAGUGUGUGGUGGGCUGGCGGGCCAAGGCCCUCCACACAGGCUGGGUUUUGUGCUCCGCGUUCCCUUUGCUGGAUGCAUCAGAGGCAGGCUGUGUUGUCGGGUGGGGUAGUGCUGCCUAUUGGGGAAAGUGGUUGCUGCAGGACCAAACCAAACACUCUGGGGAAACUUCCGUGUCUGAGCGCUUGUGCCCUUUCUCCCUGAUGUCAUAGAAAAGGCCCUGCCGUGGCUAAAGGGACUCAGUCUGAGCUGUCUGGGACCGAUUAUCCUCGCAGCUGCAGUGCGUUGCCCUAAAAUGCUUGCGCUUGCAUGGAAAACUGGCCACACCUGUAUGGUGAAGGGCUGGACUUUCUUGCUCAUUGAAGACCCUGCUGCAGGAGUGCCCCCAGCGGGUGUCCUUCCCGUAUUCCAAAUCGGAUAAUAAAAUUCUGCCCAGCUUCAGCUUCGUUUGGCUUUCUAAAAGCUGGGGCAUUGCUGGCAUAGCCCAGCUGCUGUGUCCCCGCAGAGGGGCAUGUCACUGGCUGGGGAGGUAGUUUCUGUAUUAGCUGUACAGUCUGAAGCACUUUGGGAUGAAAACUGAGUUACAAGAUCAUGAUUAAACUCCUGGCUUGACCUGUGCACUACGUUUGGUACCUUACUGGAGCUUUAAACAGCCCUCCUGGCUCCCACAC
Molecule: messenger RNA, 4621 nt
Organism: Caretta caretta (loggerhead turtle)
Lineage: Eukaryota; Metazoa; Chordata; Testudines; Cheloniidae
Gene: PKP3
Product: plakophilin 3
Biological process (GO): cell-cell adhesion
Cellular component (GO): cytoplasm; nucleus; plasma membrane
Molecular function (GO): protein binding
Source: RefSeq, a predicted model, not a curated record